GGUCACAGGCGGUCACGACCCAUAUGAACUCCGGGCCGGCACGCUGCAUAAGGGAAGGCAGUGAGUCACUAUAGCAUCCCUGUAACGUAUGCGAGGUGCCUACCCAAGGUCAAUGCGGGAAACAGUCACCUACAAGAUGCUGCGGAGCUACAUGAUAACCCAUCGAUCCACAUAUCGUUCCAACCCACCACUAAACCGCUACCACCACCAUGGCGCACCUGAAGGACUUCACCUUGUUUGUUGCGACUCGCGAGCAGAUCAUCGAGCAUCGCACGCGGACGUUCCCUGUGUGGGGCGGUGGACAUACUGUCGAGGAGUAUCUCGCGCGUGAUGCGGCAUGCGAGCAGCAGGAGAACUCGGUUGAGGGGAGGUUGAUUACCUGGGUCCUUGCUCCGCGGGAUGAUCCCACAACGUUGGACUUCCCCUGCGCGGUUGAGUCGUACCGCCGCGAAGGACGAUCCUACGACGGCGAGCUCCAGCGCGUUACCGCCUACAACGUCGCCUGCGUCUACACCAAAGAAGACAAGCGCCGGAAGGGCUACGCCAACCACAUGAUGCGCCUCCUGCACUGGGUACUCGCCGACGAGAGAUUCUUGGACCGCAAGGCGUUCCCGAGUGAGUGGGGCGCGCCUCCAGAGAGGGUCUCUGAGGCCGGCGGCGCGUACUUCUCAGCGCUGUGGAGCGGUAUUGGGCCGGAUUUCUACAAGACGUGCGGGGAGGCGCCGGGAAGGGAUGGGUGGUUGAUCAAGGACUCGCGGUCGACGAUCUGGAAAUUGGAGGAGGCGGAGGGGAGAGUGAAGGAGCCUGCGGGGGGCUGGCAGUGGCUCGAUGAGAAGGAGGUGAAGGAGGCGUGGGAUGCGGAUGUGCCGCUGAUGGAGAGGGAUAUAGAGGAGCUCGGGAAGCAGCUUGUGGGCAAGCCGGUGGUUUCGUUCCUGCCAAACAAGGGGGUGGCGGCGUUCCAGCACGAGCGUUGCAUCUUUAGUGCGCCUCACGCUCCCUUCUUGUUUAAGUCGUGGGGGAUCAAGGCUACGGAGGGCGAGCUCGCCUACGCGACCUGGACGGUGGACGUGAAGCGGAAGUCGCUGGGGCUGAAGAACUUGCUCCUGACGCGGAUACGAGCGCACAGCGACGCGCAGUUCAAGGAAAUGAUGAGCGCGGUGCUUCGGUAUGCGAAGGAGAAUGGGUGCCAGGCGGUUGAGAUGUGGAAUUUGCCGCGGAACUUCGAGGCGGCUGCAAAGGAUUUGGCGGGCGAGACGUUCGUUAGGGAUUCGUUCCUUCCAGCUCUCAAGACGUAUGCUGUCGAGGACGCGGAGUAUGCCUUCAAUGAGAGGUUCCACUGGUGCUGAGGGACGGCGUAGACCAGUUAAGUUUCAAAUGUAGUGUGGAGGCGUUGAUUGCUACAGAGGGUGCCAGCAAUCUUUGCGUACCUUUGGAG
Messenger RNA from Schizophyllum commune H4-8, 1435 nucleotides. RefSeq lists its product as uncharacterized. The record is from RefSeq and is a predicted model, not a curated record. Lineage: Eukaryota; Fungi; Basidiomycota; Agaricomycetes; Agaricales; Schizophyllaceae. Bases 210 to 1346 code for a protein of 378 amino acids. The transcript is spliced from 4 exons.